Sciurus carolinensis (gray squirrel) is the source of this 3745-nucleotide messenger RNA. RefSeq names its product family with sequence similarity 219 member A (gene Fam219a). Bases 334 to 891 code for a protein of 185 amino acids. The transcript has 6 exons. Lineage: Eukaryota; Metazoa; Chordata; Mammalia; Rodentia; Sciuridae. The record is from RefSeq and is a predicted model, not a curated record.
UCCCGGACCCGGAAGUGGAGUUGCCGAGUCACCGCAGUGGCUGAGCUGCUGACAGGAGGCGGCCGCGGAGGAGGAGGCGAGGCAAGACCUGCGGCUCCGUGGGGCCACAGCGCGGUAGCGCUAGGCAAGCCCACGGAACCACGCCGGCCUUAGCCCGCCCACGAACCUCUCGCCCACUGUCCACCCUUCUAUCUACCUGGCCGCCUACCCGCCCGACUCGUCCGGGGCGGCCUAGUCUGCACCACCCGCCGGGCUCCUGGGGCCGCCGCCCCGCGCGGUCCCGUCGGCAUCCCUGGCCGCGCCCGGCCCCUGGCCCGCUCGCCCGCCGGCACCAUGAUGGAGGAGAUCGACCGGUUCCAGGUGCCCACCGCGCACUCGGAGAUGCAGCCGCUGGACCCAGCCGCCGCCUCCAUCUCAGACGGAGACUGUGACGCCCGGGAGGGUGAGUCAGUAGCCAUGAAUUACAAACCAUCCCCGCUCCAAGUGAAGCUGGAGAAGCAGCGGGAGUUGGCCCGGAAGGGCUCUCUGAAGAAUGGCAGCAUGGGCAGCCCCGUCAACCAACAACCCAAGAAGAACAAUGUCAUGGCCCGGACGAGGCUGGUCGUCCCCAAUAAAGGCUACUCCUCGCUUGACCAGAGCCCAGAUGAGAAGCCACUGGUAGCUCUAGACACGGACAGCGAUGAUGACUUUGACAUGUCCAGAUACUCCUCGUCUGGUUAUUCCUCUGCUGAGCAGAUCAACCAAGAUUUGAACAUCCAGCUGCUGAAGGACGGCUAUCGGUUAGAUGAGAUCCCCGAUGACGAAGACCUAGACCUCAUCCCCCCGAAGUCCGUGAACCCCACCUGCAUGUGCUGCCAGGCCACGUCCUCCACCGCCUGCCACAUUCAGUAGCGGGCGGGGCUGCUGCGGCUGCAAGGGGAGGCGCCAAUGCGGGCCAGGUUGGACUGGGCAGGGGCUGAUCCCGCCCUAGCUCGUCCUCGUGCCCCUGGCCCUGUGCCCCUUACAGUCGCCAACCUGUAACAGUCAUUGCUUCCUCCUAUGGUAGGACGUGUACCUCUGUGUGUUCAUGGAGCCGGAGAAACCAAAACCGGGUCUCUCUAUACCCCAGGGGCUCAAGAGGGGUGGGGGUUUCUUGUUCAGUUGCUUGAGGGACCUCACCAGUACCCUGUUCUCCUCCCUAAGGCAGCAGUCUGGAGGUGGGGAGACCUGGAAGACAGGGAGGCCAGCAGUAUGAGCUGGGAGAGGGAUCACAAAGCCAGGGCUUGACCCCACCUCAGCAAAGCCAUGAAUAAAUCCCCCAGACCCAGCCUGACCAGCAAACAGGUUGGAAGAAAGGCCCAAGGCAGUGGGGAUGGGUCCCAGCACCUGGGAGCCCUCUCCAUAUGCCUCCUGCCAGACCAUGUACCUAUUUGUGUUUUCCCUUCCUCUCCAGAUGGGAAGCCUGGCAAAGCUGUCCAAUGGGAUAUUGUGCCCCUCCCAUCAGAUCACUGCCUUCUUCCUCCUCUUCCUCCCAUUCACCCCUGUUCUCUAGGCAUGGUAUAAGGUGGUAUGACCUGUCCUCACUGCCCCGACCAAGACAUCUAUCUCUCUGCUUUUCCUGUUCCCCCCACCUACAACACGCUGGUUCCAGGUUGGAAGCAGGGUAAGGCUGGCCUCCAGUGUCCCAUUCCCAACUCACCCCAACCCAAGGUCUGAGAGUCUAGUUCCUAGUAAAACCCUUCAAGGAGAAGCUUAGGAGGAUAUAACAGCUUAGCAGCUGCAUUUACAUGGUAGGGAGUGCUUGGCAGAGUGAGUGAAUGUGUGUGUGUGUGUGUGUGUGUGUGUGUGUGUGUGCGCGCGCGCGCGCACACAUGCAUCUCAUGUAGGACCUGCCUCUCCAGGAAUCAGUUCCUGAGAGUCUGGCCUGGGAGUCAGAAGCCUGGGUUCUGGCACUCUUCAUGCACUCUCUUGCAGUGAGCCACAUGUUUUCUCUGGGCUUCAGUUUCCCCAAAUCAAAAAUAAACAGCAGCUGCAAUUAUUCUUAAGGCACUUUCACACCUGAAGGAAUUUCUUCAUAGUAAUUUCUGUGGAAGAGUAUGAGGAGAUCUCUAUGUUUUUGACUGUACCUAUGGGGUUCUCUAAGUGUAUCUGUACAGAAUGGGGAAGGCAAAGUACAUGUGAAUCUGUUUGGAAAGGGAUGCAUGUGUGUAUGUGUGUGAGCUAGGCCUCCCACUACCACCACCACCCUGGGCUCCUUGACUUACCUUUCUAGAACAUGGGUAUCUCCUCUUUUUAAGACUGCUGCCUUUGCUGCUGACUUACUGUGUGACUCUGGCCCAUUGUUCAAUCUCUAUGGCCCUGAGGAAUCAGAGGAAAGCUCCCUCCCGAGAGAGAGAGAGAGAGAGAGAGAGAGAGAGAGAGAGAGAGCGCAAAUGUGUUUAUGUGUGGAGGUGUCUAUUUUGUGUGUAACUGUUUGGGAUGUCUCGGUCAGAAUGUGUAUUGCUGCUUCUGCUGCUGUUGUUGGUUUGGGGGUUGGAGGCAGGAGAGCUGAGGAUGAAAAUCAGGAGAAAGGUUGGAACUGGGGAUGUAGCUCAGUGGUAGAAUGCUUGCCUAGCAUGCAUGAGGCCUUGGGUUCAAUCCCCAGCUCUGCCAAAAAAUAAAAAGAGAGAGAGAGAUAGGAGGUAAACAGGGCUCUCCCCUGGGCUGGGCAAUAUGGAACUUCCCCCAUGUAAAGAAAAAUGAAAGCACAGAUAGCCUCAGACUGCUUGAACCUUGCCCCACAAAUUUCCCACAGGGUCCAGGAGUACAUUUCCCAGUCCUCCAUGCUGACACAUGUGUCCACACAUGCUGGUGUAUCCACUCUCAUGGAUACCACUCACAUGCUGCCCUCUGGACAUCAGUCCUGGGACAUGGGAGCUAGAAGGGGCAGGUGGUGAGAGAAGAGAGUGAGGCUGCUGGCUUAGGAAAGGUAGCACCUUUCCCUGCAUCACACCCAGGAGCUGCCAACUUCAAAGUGUUGGGGUGCAACUCUGUGCUCUCCUCACCUCCAAUCUGCCCUUACAUCUCUAGUUACAUAAUGAGGAAAUGCCAAAGGAAGGACAGAACAGGUAUUUGCAGAGCCCACAAAGCCCAUACUGGCCUCUAUCUCAAGCCUUUCUCCCACCCUGAUCAGCAUCUCCAUCCCCUGUCAUAUGGGCUCCAGAGCCAGGCCUCCCACUAUCACCACCACCCUGGGCUCCUUGACUUACCUUUCUAGAACAUGGGUAUAUCCUCUUUUUUAGACUGCUGCCUUUGCUGCUGACUUACUGUGUGACUCUGGCCCAUUGUUCAGCCUCUAUGGCCCUGAGUAACCAGAGGAAAGCUCCCUCCCCGCAGGACAUACUAGUUUUCUGGCAGGCAAGGACUUCCAACUGAGGCAGUGUACACGUGGCAGGGAGAGAUAGGAAGCUGGCAGCCAGCAGCUUGUACAUCUAAGGAGAGUGCAUGGUUCUCCUCCUUCCCUGAGGUUGGAGGGGAAGAACCAAGGCCUUAGCUUGCCCCUGCCUCCUGCCCCCUUGUAGAUACUGCCUUAACACUCCCCCUACCCUUGGCUGUGGCUUCCACCCAGCCAGGUUUCUCCGUGCGCACUAAUUUAUUUCCAGGAAGGUGUGUGGAAGACAUGAGCCGUGUAUAAUAUUUUUUUUAACAUUUCCAUUGCAGUAUUGACCAUCAUCCUUGGUUGUGUAUCGUGUAACACAAAUAAUGAUAUUAAAAGCAUCAAACAAGC